This is a messenger RNA of Nylanderia fulva, 528 nucleotides long. NCBI's taxonomy places the organism in Eukaryota, Metazoa, Arthropoda, Insecta, Hymenoptera, Formicidae. The record is from RefSeq and is a predicted model, not a curated record.
AUGGGCAUGAAUAAAUGCGAUUUACCCUGGCGGACUGAAAUGGCAUACUUUACACAUAUGACAACUGAUACAGAGGAUAAAAAUAAAAAGAAUGUUGUACAUGGUCGGCAUACAUGGGAAUGUAUCCCUGAAAAGUAUCGACCUUUAGAGAACCGCAUAAAUAUGGUGUUAACAUCACAAUCACUGGAUUAUGGAGAUAAGGCAAUAACAUGUAAAAGUACACAUGCUAUCGAAUUGAUUACAGAAAUGCAGAAUCAAAUAGAAAGAGUGUGGGUAAUAGGAGGAAGUAAAGUGUACAAGAACGCCAUGGAAUCUCCAUAUUUUGGGCGAUUGUAUUUGACACGUAUAAAGAAAGAAUUUGAAUGCGAUACAUUCUUCCCUCCUAUUCCAAAUAAUUUUGUACUGAUAAAAGAUCCAGCUGUGCCACAAGAUAUCCAAGAAGAAAAAGGAAUCCAAUUUGUAUAUGAAGUAUAUGAAAAAGAUAAUUAGCAGAAACUUCAACAUUUUAGUUAUUGAAGCUAUUCAUAA